UGUGACGUACGGAGACAGAAGAAGACGUGUAUGAUCAAUGGAAUUUAUGCGUAAUUUACGUGAUAUUGAAAAGGACGACUCGUAUUUUUAUUUUUUUUUUACUUAUUUCUUUUUUUUUUAUGAGGGGUGAAUGGUUCGUCCAACUUGGGACGAGUGGGUAUUUUGGAUGAAAGUAUGUUUCGGGUGUAGUUGUUUGGAUCGCAAGUGUUUUUUUGUUUCUGUCUAAAAUGAGGAAGCCGCAGUAAAUACGCUUCUAGGAUUCUUCCUCGGCGACAAAAGCCCUUCUCGGACCUCUGUCGCCGGGCGAGAGUCGGGCAUCGUCCGUAUUGUAGAAUCAGAAUGAUAAAGCCGAAAGUGAGUCGGAUGUUGCUGGCGACAUGCGUCGGAUCGUUUUUCAUUCUCAUCUUGUACAUCCAGAACAUCUCAAGAUCAGCUUCAGAACAGCUUUCGGGUGGAAACAGUUUCCCAGUUAAAUCAAGACGAAGUCCUUUGCAGACACUACAAGUAAAUGAUCAGCUGGAGCAGUCUGCAGUGCAGACCACACUGCAGGGACGUCGGGAACUCCUGGAGGAAACUUGCCAUAUGCAUACUCAUAAAAGACGUGUACUCAGCCCUGAGGAUCUUCGGCACCUCAUAGUGGACGAUAAACACAAGUUGCUAUACUGCUAUGUCCCCAAAGUGGCAUGCACCAACUGGAAGCGUGUGAUGAUGGUGCUAACGGGUGACAGCCGCUAUCGUGAGCCACUUGCUAUUCCAGCCAACGAGGCUCACGUGGCGGGCAACUUGCGUUCGCUCUCGGAGUAUUCCACGGCUGAGAUCAACAAGCGCCUACGUACAUAUUUGAAGUUCAUCUUUGUUCGUGAGCCCUUUGAGAGACUUGUCUCUGCCUACCGGAACAAAUUCACUCGUAGCUACAACACAGCAUUCCAUAAACGGUACGGUACCAAAAUCAUCCGCAGACAUCGGGUGGACCCCCAACCCCAGGCGCUGGAAAAAGGCAACGAUGUAUCUUUUGAGGAGUUUGUGUAUUAUUUAGUAGACCCCCAGACUCAGACAGAAGAACCUUUUAAUGAGCACUGGGAGAGGGUUCACUCUCUUUGCCACCCUUGCUUGAUCCAUUACGACGUGGUGGGAAAAUAUGAGACGCUUGAGCAAGAUUCACGCUAUAUUCUAAAGCUAGCAGGUGCUGACGGAGAGGUCAAAUUCCCGACCACCUCCAAGAGCACCAGGACCACAGGAGACAUGGCCGCCAAGUUCUUCGACAACAUCAGUCCAUUUUACCAGAAGAAGCUAUUCAGCCUCUACCGAAUGGACUUCUUAUUGUUUAACUACUCUGUGCCAGCAUACUUGAAGUUGAGAUGAGAGUUUGCACAACA
Molecule: messenger RNA, 1376 nt
Organism: Xyrauchen texanus (razorback sucker)
Lineage: Eukaryota; Metazoa; Chordata; Actinopteri; Cypriniformes; Catostomidae
Product: carbohydrate sulfotransferase 11-like
Exons: 3
Coding region: 340-1362 (340 amino acids)
Biological process (GO): carbohydrate biosynthetic process; proteoglycan biosynthetic process
Cellular component (GO): membrane
Molecular function (GO): sulfotransferase activity
Source: RefSeq, a predicted model, not a curated record